Molecule: messenger RNA, 1074 nt
Organism: Musa acuminata AAA Group (dessert banana)
Lineage: Eukaryota; Viridiplantae; Streptophyta; Magnoliopsida; Zingiberales; Musaceae
Exons: 2
Coding region: 161-601 (146 amino acids)
Source: RefSeq, a predicted model, not a curated record
CUUCACCGUUCGAAAAAUGCAGUUAUAAUUAGUCGUCCUCACCCUAAAUUUGAAGUCUCUCAUCGCCCAAAACUAUUUGCAAUGUUAAGCCAAAUCUCCGCCGAUCUCUUUCUCUCUCUCUAAAGCCUUUCUUCCCUCUUUGCCUUCUCUCCCACUGGAGAUGGAUGACUUCGAACGGAGGAACCGGGACGAGCACCGGUACUCGGCCGCCGACCACGAUCGUGGCCAUCGACCGUACGACGGCGGCUACCGCAACGAGUUCCGAGCCUACGGCGCAGGCGCCGGAGACCGUAGGCUGGAGAUCGUGAAGGGGAACGUCUUCAGCGCCAACCAGACCUCCUACCACGCCGCCGACCGGGACCGGCAUCACUCGCCGCCGCCGCGGCGCCGGUCUCGGGAUCCGCCGUUCCCGCCGCCCCAACGCAGCGGCUUGUCGUCUGCGGGGUCUAGCGCCUGGUGCUUCACCGACCCGGAGGCGAAGCGGCGGCGGCGGGUAGCCAGCUACAAGGCGUACGCGGUGGAGGGCAAGGUGAAGGCGUCGUUCCGGAAGGGGUUCCGGUGGAUCAAGGUCAAGUGCUCCAAGCUCGUCCACGGUUGGUGAGCGAGGCGGAAGGGAAGGGGAUGGCGCCGCUUUGUGGUGACUUUUAUGGAGUAUUUGUGACUAUGCUAGUGAUCCACGUUGGAAGUACAACCUACGAAAGGAACUACAAGCCCAUCACAGUGUGGAGCCACCAAUGGACAUAGUCUAACAAAUCAUACAUCAAAUCAUGUUAUUUCUUGGAUGCAUGUAUGAAUGAAUGGAUGAAUGUAACUGAAUGAUCAUGGAUAUUUAUGUAUCCCUAUCGAGGGUAGGUAGGGUGAUUCCAUUCAGGGAUUAGUUGGCUAUUAGACGUGAUGGUUAGUGGUUUCCUUCAUUCGUUGUUAGGAGAAAUGUAUCCUCAUUUGGGCUGGUGAGGGAUAUCACUCCAUCUGCUAUUGAUAGUGCGAUAUGGGUUCUCUCCAUUCGCUGUUGGAACAAUGCAUCAUCGCGGGUGAUGUAUGUCUUUAUUAUCUAACUAUUAAAUUUGUGUUGCA